GACGUGAAUUCUACCUUGCAUUCGGCAAACAAGAUGGUGUUGAAGACCAUGACGGAAACAAGGGUUGAGGAAGAGAUCCCCGACAGGAUAGCAUUGACCUUCAAGGAUCAAAAUAUUUUGAUCACCGGCGGUACCGGUUUUCUGGGAAAGGUCAUCGUUGAGAAGUUUCUCAGGUGUUUACCGAACACCAAACAAAUUUAUUUGCUCAUCCGACCGAAAAAAGGAAAGGAUCCGAAGCAUCGUCUGGAUGAAAUUUUCAACUCGGCGCUUUUUGAGAAAGUGAAAAAGCAAAGAGGCUUAACAGAGCUUCAUAAAGCUGUAACGGUCGUCAAUGGAGAUGUAUCAUUGCUAGAUCUUGGACUUUCCGCCGAAGACAAAAAGGUGCUUUGUGAAAAUAUCAACAUUAUAUAUCAUGGUGCUGCGACAGUAAGGUUCGAUGAGCUGUUAAAGAGAGCAGUACUGUUGAACACUCGUGGCACAAAGCAAAUGUUGGAGCUAGCCAAGGAGAUGAAACAGUUGAAGCUAUUCGCUCACAUCAGUACAGCAUACUGUCACCUGGAAGAAAAAGUCUUGAAGGAGAUACCUUAUCCACCUCCAGCAGAUCCUCACAAAAUAAUCAAAUGCGUAGAAUGGAUGGAUGACGAUGUUGUCGAAGCUAUGACGGAUAAGAUUCUAGCAGGACUUCCAAACACGUACGCCUUCACAAAAGCCUUGUCAGAAGGACUCGUCGAGGAAGCCAUGCCACACAUUCCAGCAAUUAUAUUGAGGCCGAGUAUAGUCAUACCUGUUUGGAAAGAACCGGUACCUGGAUGGACGGACAAUAUCAACGGACCGACAGGCCUGUUAAUUGGGGCUGGAAAAGGUGUUAUUCGAACAAUGUAUUGCAAUGAAAACGGUUACGCUGACUAUCUACCUGUCGAUAUUGCUGUAAACGGUAUUCUGGCCACUACAUUUAACUUCGUUUACGUCAAAGACCAUAAAAAGAGAGUAUACAAUCUUACAAGCAGUAGCGACUUCAAGGUGUCGUGGGCAGAAAUUAUCGAACUCGGCCGAAAGAUAACAGAGAGAGUACCAUUAAAUGGCGUUGUUUGGUACCCAGGUGGGAGCAUGAAGAAAUCAAGACUUUUGCACAAUAUAUGCUUUUUACUUUUCCACAUGAUACCAGCCUACCUCAUAGAUACACUUAUUUUCCUUGCAGGCUACAAACCAAUUAUGUGUCGUGUGCAACGUCGUAUACAAAAAGGCUUUCAAGUUUUCGAGUAUUAUGCUAAUAAUCAAUGGGACUUUGAGAACUCGAACAUAUUCGAAGUGAGAAAUCUGUUGAAUCCGGUGGAAUUCGAAAAGUAUCAAUUACACGGCGAUGACAUGAAUAUGGACGCAUACUUCGAAUCUUGCAUAAGGGCUGCGCGAGUUUUCAUUCUAAAUGAACCACCGGAAACACUACCGGCUGCUCGAAGACACAUGAGAGUCAUGUAUUGGGUUGAUGUAUUCACAAAGAUAAUUUUCUUCGUAUUCUUGAUCUACAUAUUGGCGUCUUGGAGUGAAAGCUUUAGGACGUUGUUGACGGGGUGCUGGUCGAUUGCCACACAGGCAUUGUCGCACUGAAUUACGUAGUGAUUAGUAUGUAACACUUCUAGUACCUUUACAUUGUAAUAUAACCAAAUAAACUAAGAAUGUUAGUGUUAUUAUCACUAUCCUGUUUGUAUUCAUUGAGUCUUAAUAAUAAAAUGUUAUAUAUAUCAUACGAAGAUAUUUUCAAUAACAAAU
Molecule: messenger RNA, 1767 nt
Organism: Dufourea novaeangliae
Lineage: Eukaryota; Metazoa; Arthropoda; Insecta; Hymenoptera; Halictidae
Product: putative fatty acyl-CoA reductase CG5065
Exons: 9
Coding region: 34-1605 (523 amino acids)
Biological process (GO): long-chain fatty-acyl-CoA metabolic process
Cellular component (GO): peroxisome
Molecular function (GO): alcohol-forming very long-chain fatty acyl-CoA reductase (NADP+) activity
Source: RefSeq, a predicted model, not a curated record